ACGUGACAUUUAGCUAGUGCCCUUUCCCCCGCUCCCAGCUUUGAGAAAGGUUGCCGAGUUUUGUGUGUCAUGGCGGACACGUGUGGCCAGGUGCUGUUGGGUAGUGGACUUACCGUCCUUUCCCACCCGUUGAUGUACAUCAAGGUGCUAAUUCAGGUUGGGCAUGAACCCCUCCCUCCCACCAUAGGAAGAAAUAUUUUUGGCAGACAGGUCUACCAGCUGCCAGGACUUUUUGCAUAUGCUAAACACAUCACAAAGAUCGAUGGGAAGUCAGGCCUCUUCAACGGUCUGGCACCCAGGCUCUGCGCUGGAACUAUUGGCACUGUUGUACACAGCAAGGUCCUGCAGAGAUGUCAGAAAGGAGGAAGAGAUGAGGAAACAGGAAGUAGUGAAAAAGGAGAAGGUUCCCUGCAGCAUGUAGUGAAUGAGACUACCAAAGAGAUGAUAGCACGCUCCUGUGCCACGAUUGUCACACACCCUUUCCAUGUGAUCACUUUGAGAUGUAUGGUCCAGUUUAUUGGUAGGGAAACCAAAUACUGUGGAGUGAUUGAUUCUAUCGUCACAAUCUACAAGGAAGAAGGAAUUCUGGGAUUCUUUGCUGGGCUGAUCCCUCGUCUCCUCGGAGAUGUGCUGUCUCUGUGGAUCUGCAACAUGCUUGCCCACCUCAUCAACACCUACGCCAUAGAUGACACUAUGAAUCACAUGGGUGAAAUCAAGAACUGCUCCCAAGCUGUAACCGGGUUCUUUGCCAGUAUGCUCACCUAUCCUUUUGUGUUGGUGUCCAACCUAAUGGCUGUCAAUAACUGCGGGCUGGCUGGUGGCCUGCCACCCUACGCAUCUGUGUAUCCCACCUGGGUAGACUGCUGGAGACACUUGAGCCAAGAGGGGAACAUGAGCAGAGGCAACAGUCUGUUUUUCCGAAAGUUGCCUGCAGGGAAGACGUACGCACUUGAUCAGAAGAGAUUUUUUUAAAGCGGUAGACAACAACAUAGUAUCAUGUUUUAUUAAUAAAAAGCAAAUUGGGACAAAUGGGAGGGGGGUAUCUAAUUCUUUGUAUGCAUUUGUUUACAAUUAUGUACUCAAUUUUUUUUUUUUUAACAUUGUCAAACUGCCACCAGUAAAGCCAUUUAUGCAUUAUUUAAUGACCGUGUGAGCUGCUUUGACUGAGAUAGUAAAGAGCUUUAUUUUAAUAUUUAGGGAUUCGUGUAAAUACGCUGCAGGACUAUAAAGAUACAAAAUUAUUUAACUUUGCGGGUUUACUAUGAUACCUUAUUGAUAUUUCCUUCAGUAUAGUUUCUUGUACAUUUGUUUUUCUGGAUGAGACCAUAUACGGAUUCAAAUGCUCAUAAUUUAUCACCAACAAAUAUAUCUUCCCAUCCAUGAAAUGUUUCAGAUCUGGUGUCAAACAGUCCUUAAAUGGGCAAGAUCUUCUAGUCACUUCCCAAAAUUCAGUUUAGAUGAAAGAUUUAGAAAAAAAGUUCAGGUUGUACAGGACGAUCGUUAGGGAAUUUUUGAAGAUCCAUUUUUCAUUAUAUAAAACAGAAAUUGGUCCGUCUUGUAUCAGUGUGUUGAACUGAUGAACGUAUGUAACCAAGCUGCAUAAUUCAGGUGGUUGACAUUGAAAAAUGUAUGAGUCAAAUGAGCUGUGGUGUGAAGUAGGCAAAAAGUAAUUUCUGGUUUCAGUGAGUCCUAACUGAAAUGUUGAAAAAAUCUCAACCUUCCCCAAAGAGCUGUAAUAUGUAUUUUGUGUUUAACCCAUUGAAUCCUGGUGGUAACCAAAGCUUCCUGCAGUGCACCCUUUUUCAGACUGAUCAAAAUAAACAAAAAUGC
Messenger RNA from Megalops cyprinoides (Indo-Pacific tarpon), 1830 nucleotides. It is a transcript of the gene mtch2, whose product is annotated as mitochondrial carrier homolog 2. Gene Ontology annotation, cellular component: mitochondrion; membrane. The record is from RefSeq and is a predicted model, not a curated record. The transcript is spliced from 13 exons. Gene Ontology annotation, biological process: positive regulation of apoptotic process. Lineage: Eukaryota; Metazoa; Chordata; Actinopteri; Elopiformes; Megalopidae. The coding region runs from base 70 to 972 and encodes 300 amino acids.